Messenger RNA from Pichia membranifaciens NRRL Y-2026, 1527 nucleotides. RefSeq lists its product as hypothetical. The transcript has a single exon. Gene Ontology annotation, molecular function: molecular adaptor activity; protein binding. The coding region runs from base 1 to 1527 and encodes 508 amino acids. Gene Ontology annotation, cellular component: membrane; TRC complex. The record is from RefSeq and is a predicted model, not a curated record. Gene Ontology annotation, biological process: post-translational protein targeting to endoplasmic reticulum membrane. NCBI's taxonomy places the organism in Eukaryota, Fungi, Ascomycota, Pichiomycetes, Pichiales, Pichiaceae.
AUGUCUGACAUAGGAGGUUCGCAACUGACGGUACAGCAGCUAAGGGUUCUUGGAAAUGAAAAGUUCCGUGCCCUGAACUACGGUGCAGCCCUAAUGCACUACACGCAGGCUAUCGAUCAGGAUCCAAGCAGUUUUGCUAUCUACUACAACAGAGCCAUAACGCUAGUGAAAAUGGACGCUAUGAAGGAGGCUAAGGAGGAUCUUCUGAGAUCGCUUGAGAUCAAUCCAGAAUAUAUACCAAGUUUGUGCCAAUUGGGAUUCAUUUAUCUUUAUGAAGGGAACACCCCUGAUUCUCUGGAGACCUAUGUGAAAGUGGUCAAACUCAACCAGGAACUACCCCACCAACUCAACCGUUUCAAGGCGCAGUUGAAAGAGGCAAUGAGGUUGGCCGAGUCGAGAUGCAAACAGCAGGAAUACCCACAAGAUUUCAUAGAUUCAAUAAUCACACCAGAUAUUAGAGAGAGUCUCGAUUCAUACCCGAAUCUACCGACCCACAUGAUUGAAUCGGGCAUACCUCCUGUUGCGUUUGGAAAUGUUCCAAUAUCCCAUCAGUUUGAGAAUGCUUCUGCUGUGAUUGCGAGAGCAAGCAUUCCUAUACCCGUGACGGGAAUUCGUGCGGCGACUACUACAGCUACUAAUAACAGCAACAAUGCCACCACCGCUAACGAUGCCACCAUCAGUGGCAAUGCAAACAACAAUACUGCCAAUGAAAAUAUCGCCAAUGUACUGAAUAUUCCUGGAUUGCUGAAUGCGCUCAAUACACCGGGCGUCAGUGCCUCUGUCAGUAUUGGUGGCCCCCAAAGCUCCGAGGAGCUAAUGAAUGCUUUGGGUAACUUUACAAACACACAACUCAGCACAGAGGCUCCUACUGGCAAUAACCCAGUUACUGGUGCAUCCAGUGGGCCUUCAACACCGAACUUGAGCACGAGCGCUAGUGCUACAACAAGCACUACUCCAACUAUCAUCCAUGCUCCUGUUUCACGUACAACUUCUGGUCUGCCAACCGAGGUACUACAGAGACAUAGAGAGGCUCAUCAGGCCGCAUUAAACAGAGCCGCUGAAUUGAGGCGUCAAAGAGAACAGUACCUGGGAAGCUCUACCACAGAACAGACUCCGGCUGAAAACCUUGCGACAGACUCAAAUGUUGAUUCGAAUGUCAACAGCAAUGACAAUAUAAGCGCUACGAACAGCACCAACUCUACCGCUACAGCAACGACAGGUUCUGACUUUGCUCGCCAAUUUGCAAGCACUAUUGCUUCACAACUCACCAAUGCCGCCGUGCAAAAUGCAUCACAAAGUGGUACCAGUGCUACACCUAACUCUGGUGCAAUUCAAAGUCUGGCGCAAAACCUAACAAGUAUUGCCUCCGGUGUUCUGGGUAGCUUAUCGAGUGGAAACAAUUUUGUCAGCAUGGUGAGUAAUGGCAAUGGCAGUGGCAAUGGCAGUGGCAGCAGGAACAGUAGUGGCAAUAACGGGUCUUCGAGUGAAAGUCCGUUGGAUGCAGAUCUAGACAUGGAUUUGGACUGA